GUUUCUCUUGUACUGUUCUAAGUUCUUGUUGUGGUGUCUAUGGUUUUAAAUGGCCUAACUGUGUGUCAGUUUUGAAAAACUUAUAAAAGAUCCAUCUGUUUUUCACUGCCAUAAAGUAUAAUGUCCACUAUUACACCUACUAUGGAAGUAAGACUGAAACGAUUUUUAUACACAAGUAGAGAAGACCCUAUUUAUGUUACUGGUGAUGCCUGCUAUCAUAAAGCCUAUUUGCCGGGCAAAGUUAAGGUUGUAGAAGAAAUACUUCAAUCUGAUAAUCCAAAGUUGCUUUUAAAUAUUGUACAAAUUGUAAAUAGUGAAAAUCUUAUACCAAGACGUGAUGCUAUAAUAUUUGUACUGGCUAUAGCAGCGACAAUUGCAACUGAUAAUGACUUCAAACAUGAAAUAUAUACGACUGUUUUGAAUGUAGUAAAGAGUUCGAAGGAAAUAUUUACAUUCUUAAAGUAUUAUUCACAUCAACAGAGAAGUUUUAAUAGUUCAUUAAACAAAAUGAUACGUUCAUAUUACUAUAGAAAAGAUCCAAUGGAGUUGGCGGUUGAGGUCACAAAAUCAAACGGGGCUCAUGGGUGGACCCACAAAGAUGUUUUGAAGCUGUGUCAUGGGAAAUCCAACUGUAUCCGAACACAGACAGUUGUAUCAUACAUUUUACACGGGUUAACAAAAGCAAAAUCAGUGGGAGAGGAAAAUGCCUUGGCAACACCAGUAAUAACAUUAUUUUCCAACACUUUGGAAUUAAAACGCUGUGAAAAUGAAAAGAGAGUGGUGGAACUAAUGAGAAAACUGCGUUGUGACAACAUAAAUCAAGUACCAUCAUUUUUUCAUAAAUCGCAAUUGGUAUGGGAAACUUUGAUUCCUCAUGUAUCCAUUAGCGAACUGAUCAAAAUUCUGCCGAGGUUGUAUAAGUGUGGUUUUUUAAAGGCAAAUUCUUCAUUUCAAAAUAAAGUAAUCGAGUUACUCAAGGCGGAUGCAAUUAAAGCAUCUGGAAUAUAUCCGCUGGAAGUAUUUAUUGCCCUUAAAAAUUUUGAAAAAGGUGGAAAACCAAUGGAUCCAAAACAGAAACUGUAUUUAGAAGGGAUAGCAAAAACUGAUUCAGAUACAUCGAAAGAAUGUGAAGGUGCUGCUGCACCAAAGAUCGAACCAACAGUUCACGAACCAAAUUUGGUUCAACCCAUAAAAUGUCCCCCUAUUAUGACCGUACUGCACAAAGCCUUACAUACCUCGUAUCAAAAUAUUACAUCAACUGGAAGAAGAAUUUUCAUUGGAAUUGAGGUUUCAAAGGAAAUGGAUACCCCAUGUUUAACUAGCAAAAACGUUACUUGCUUCGAUGCAGCCACUGUACUAAUCUUAAGUUUUCUUCGAAGCGAAAGAGAUGUUACCAUAGCUGUAUUUAAUGGUAUGAAAAUCUCAUUCGUUUCCAUAGACAAAUAUUCCUCAAUCGCACAAGCACAAGCGGCAUUACGUAAAGCACCUAGCGGCACAGCUAUACUAACGCCUUUCUUUGAGUGGGCAGUAACUAAUAAAAAGCAAGUAGAUGUAUUCAUAAAUUUUCUUCAAGGACAAUCGUUUGCCUCACUUCCCAGGCAAAAUCGAGACAAGGCAAGGGCAUUGAAAGUUUUAGACACUUAUCGAAAACAGAUGGCACUACCUCACACAAAGUUAAUAUCGUUUUUCUUAAAUUCAACUCGCACAACCUUAGCAGAUGGUUCUUCCAAUGUUUUAGAUAUUUGUGGAAUUGAUAAGGAUGUUUGUAAUGUAAUUGAAGCAUUUAGCAAGGGAUUGUUUUAUUAGUACAAGCAUCUCCAUAUGGUGCAAGAAUCAAGGCGGCGGUUGCCUGAUCGUUAAUUUAACUUAAUAAUAAUAAGUUAAUUUUAAAUAAUUGUAUUAUAAUAAUGUGAAGAUUAGUUUGUUAUGAAGUCAACUUUAGUUAAUUAUUUAUGAAUGAUAUUAAGGCUAUUUGUACUAAACAAUAGUUAAGUUUGUAAUUUUGCACUUUUUACAAAAUAAAUAAUACGUUACAUUUUA
Molecule: messenger RNA, 2040 nt
Organism: Photinus pyralis (common eastern firefly)
Lineage: Eukaryota; Metazoa; Arthropoda; Insecta; Coleoptera; Lampyridae
Product: 60 kDa SS-A/Ro ribonucleoprotein-like
Exons: 7
Coding region: 121-1806 (561 amino acids)
Cellular component (GO): ribonucleoprotein complex
Molecular function (GO): RNA binding
Source: RefSeq, a predicted model, not a curated record